GUCUGGCGCGCCCCGCCCCCUGGGCGGCCCUGGGCGGCAGAGAGCGGCUUAGAGCUUCGGGAUUCCUGUCUGUACAGUGGCGCGCCUAAUUACGCUAGCAACAGCAGCUCUGGGCCAUGCACCUGACCGACGUUACUUUUCCAGUCUGCAAGUAGGCCUCGCACACUAGGAGGGCAUCAAGCUUUGGUGUAUGUUUUGGCCAGUUCUGACUUCUUUUUGAAGGAGCACUGCAUUGAGGAAGAUCAAAACAAGAUUGUUUGCAAAUUAGAGAAUGGACCGUUUGGGUUCCUUCAGCAAUGAUCCCUCUGAUAAACCACCUUGCCGAGGCUGCUCCUCCUACCUCAUGGAGCCUUACAUCAAGUGUGCUGAAUGUGGGCCACCCCCUUUUUUCCUCUGCUUACAGUGUUUCACUCGAGGAUUUGAGUACAAGAAACAUCAAAGUGAUCAUACUUAUGAAAUAAUGACCUCAGAUUUUCCUGUUCUUGACCCCAGCUGGACUGCUCAAGAAGAAAUGGCCCUUUUAGAAGCUGUGAUGGACUGUGGCUUUGGAAAUUGGCAGGAUGUAGCCAAUCAGAUGUGCACCAAGACCAAGGAAGAGUGUGAAAAACACUAUAUGAAGCAUUUCAUCAAUAACCCUCUGUUUGCAUCUACCCUCCUGAACCUGAAGCAAGCAGAGGAGGCAAAAACUGCUGAUACAGCCAUUCCGUUUCUGUCUACAGAUGACCCUCCCCGACCUACCUUUGACUCCUUGCUUUCUCGGGACAUGGCAGGGUACAUGCCAGCUCGAGCAGAUUUCAUCGAGGAGUUUGACAAUUAUGCAGAAUGGGACUUGAGAGACAUCGAUUUUGUUGAAGAUGACUCGGACAUUUUACAUGCUCUGAAGAUGGCUGUAGUAGAUAUCUAUCAUUCCAGGUUAAAGGAGAGACAAAGGCGAAAAAAAAUUAUAAGAGACCAUGGAUUAAUCAACCUUAGAAAGUUUCAGUUAAUGGAACGGCGGUAUCCCAAGGAAGUCCAAGACCUUUAUGAAACAAUGAGGCGAUUUGCAAGGAUAGUGGGGCCAGUGGAACAUGACAAGUUCAUUGAAAGCCAUGCACUGGAAUUUGAACUCCGAAGGGAGAUCAAGAGGCUCCAGGAAUACAGAACAGCAGGCAUUACCAAUUUUUGUAGUGCCAGAACCUAUGAUCACCUCAAGAAGACACGAGAGGAGGAGCGCCUUAAACGCACCAUGCUCUCCGAAGUUCUCCAGUACAUCCAGGACAGUAGUGCUUGCCAGCAGUGGCUCCGCCGGCAAGCUGACAUUGAUUCUGGCCUGAGCCCUUCUAUUCCGAUGGCUUCGAAUUCAGGUAGACGAAGUGCACCACCCUUGAACCUCACUGGCCUCCCUGGCACAGAGAAGCUGAAUGAAAAAGAAAAGGAGCUCUGUCAGAUGGUGAGGUUGGUCCCAGGAGCCUAUUUAGAAUACAAAUCUGCUCUAUUGAACGAAUGUAACAAGCAAGGAGGCUUGAGACUGGCACAGGCAAGAGCACUCAUCAAGAUAGAUGUGAACAAAACGCGGAAAAUCUAUGAUUUCCUCAUCCGAGAAGGAUACAUCACUAAAGCCUGAGGCUCUGAGGGCUUGCGAUCAGAAAUCACAAGUUUGGAAUGUGUGGGCCAAAGGACAGUACGGGCAUUCUGGAGAGUUUCAUUUCUGAGCUGAAUUCUCAUUGUAAAAAGAGGGGAAGGACAAAGGAAACCUUAAGUUGUAUUAAUACCUACUUUUUUCUCUGCCCUGCUUUAAAACACUCCUGUUGUUGGUAUUGUGCUGCAGAGUUAUGUGCUAGAUAAGCUAUUAUUAAAUGUGAGUGGGCAUUUAUUCCUAACACCUCUUGUAGCUAAAACAAGAACCAUAGUACCUCACAUCAGAGUGUUGGUAGAAAUAGAAAUGAACCAGUCUUUAGUCCCAGGAGUCCAGCUCAGAUCUUUGUACUUGGGAGGUUGGUUUUCUGAUUAUCUGUUUCACCUUCAAACAUUACAGAAAGAUUUAAAAUAAAGAGAAAGGUUAUGGAGCAUGAGAAAGCUUUCUCUUCGGAAGAUUUCUUAAGCUGACAACUUCUGUUUAUGAGCAAAAGGAAGGAAAAUUUCCCCGUGAUGGUCUUGUCCCAAACUACAUCUUUCCCUUUAAUGUCUGGCUUUGUACAUUGCUGUCUGACUGUCUAAUCUGCAGUAGACUUUUGAGGAGGUGGCACCGGAUGUUAAAAUGUCUCUGUUAUUUUUAGAAUUAAUGGAUUAAAAUGUUUUGCUACUUAA
Molecule: messenger RNA, 2286 nt
Organism: Acinonyx jubatus (cheetah)
Lineage: Eukaryota; Metazoa; Chordata; Mammalia; Carnivora; Felidae
Gene: TADA2A
Product: transcriptional adaptor 2A
Exons: 16
Coding region: 272-1603 (443 amino acids)
Biological process (GO): regulation of transcription by RNA polymerase II; chromatin remodeling
Cellular component (GO): SAGA-type complex; nucleus
Molecular function (GO): protein binding; chromatin binding; transcription coactivator activity
Source: RefSeq, a predicted model, not a curated record